Messenger RNA from Cordyceps militaris CM01, 438 nucleotides. RefSeq lists its product as uncharacterized. NCBI's taxonomy places the organism in Eukaryota, Fungi, Ascomycota, Sordariomycetes, Hypocreales, Cordycipitaceae. The record is from RefSeq and is a predicted model, not a curated record. Bases 1 to 438 code for a protein of 145 amino acids. The transcript has 2 exons.
AUGCCUCUUGCCGCCCUCAUUCCCGUCCUUGGCAUGGUUGUCGGCGACGCCCUGAGCGCCACUGGCGCCGUCGUGAACUGCUACGCUCUUCACCACUGUGAGAAGCGCAGUGUUCCUCCCGAGCAGCCUUUCGCCACCGUCAUCGAACAUGUCAAGCAUGACGCUGUUGGUCCUUGCAACGUUCCCCAGUACAACUUUGAUCAGUGCCAGGACCAGCUCCGUGGCGUCACCGUCACCACCUCCAUUCCCGCUGAAGGACAGGCUCAGUUUGACAAUAUCCCUCCUGCUUGCAUGAAUCUUGCUGGUGUUCUCACCGGUGGCUGUGGCGUCUCCGGCCCUCGUCCCCAGCCUUGCGGCUCUGCUUGCCUGCUGUACACCGGUCUCUCGGGCGACGAUCUCAGCAAGCUUUCCCAGGUCCUUGCUCCCUACGCUCACUAG